Molecule: messenger RNA, 306 nt
Organism: Haliotis rufescens (red abalone)
Lineage: Eukaryota; Metazoa; Mollusca; Gastropoda; Lepetellida; Haliotidae
Product: sperm protamine P1-like
Exons: 2
Coding region: 1-306 (101 amino acids)
Source: RefSeq, a predicted model, not a curated record
AUGAGGAGGAAAAGGAAGAGUGGGAGAAGGAAGAGGAGUGGGAGAAGGAGGAGAAAGAGGAGGAGAAGGAAUAGAAGGAGGAGGAGGAAAAGGAAGAGUGGAUGGAGGAGAAGGAGGAGGAGAAGGAAUAGAGGAGGAGGAAAAGGAAGAGUGGGAGGUGAGAAGGAGGAUGAGGAGAAGAAGAAAAGGAAAAGGAAGAGAAGGAAGAGGAGGAGAAGAAGGAAGAAAAGGGGAAGGAAAAAAAGGGGAAGGAUGAGGAAAAGAAGAAGGAAGAGAAGGAGAAGGAAGAGAAGGAGAAGAGAGUAG